AUGGCCCCCGCCUGCUGCCCUGCCGGAGCCCUGAUGCUCGCGUACGCGGGCCUGCUGGCCGCCGCCGCGGGCCUCGGCUCCCCGGAGCCCGGCUCACCCUCGGGGAGCCGCGCCCGCGAGGAGCCGCCGCCCGGGAACGAGCUGCCCGCGGGGUCGGCCGCCCGCCCGCAGGAGCCCACCGUGGAGCAGGUACACGGCAUUGAUCCCCGCGAUGCCUGGAUGCUCUUCGUUAGGCAGAGCGACAAGGGCGUCAACAGCAAGAAGGGGAGCAGAGGCAAAGCCAGGAAGCUGAAGCUUGGCCUGCCAGGUCCCCCAGGGCCCUCCGGCCCCCAGGGCCCUCCGGGCUCCAUCACCCCACCUGAGGUCCUGCUGAAAGAGUUCCAGCUGCUGCUGAAAGGCGCGGUGCGCACACGCGAGUGCGCGGAGCCCGAGCCCCGCCCGCGCGGCCCCGCCUUGGUGCCGGCCGGCCCCGCCUUGGUGCCGGCCGUCCCCGCGGAGGAGGAGGAGGAGGAGGAGGAGGCGGCGGGGGGCGCGGGCGUGCUGGCGCUGCUGGCUGCGCCCCUGGCCCCGGGCCCGCGGGCGCCGCGCGUCGAGGCCGCCUUCCACUGCCGCCUGCGCCGGGACGCGUCGGUGGAGCGGCGCGCGCUGCACGAGCUCGGCGUCUACUACGUGCCCGACGCCGAGGGCGCCUUCCGCCGCGGCCCGGGCCUGAACCUGACCAGCGGCCAGUACACGGCGCCCGUCGCCGGCUUCUACGCGCUCGCCGCCACGCUGCACGUGGCGCUGGCCGAGCAGACGAGACGGGCGCCGCCGCGUCCCCGGGACCGCCUGCGCCUGCUCAUCUGCAUCCAGUCCCGGUGCCAGCACCACGCCUCCCUGGAGGCUGUCAUGGGGCUGGAGAGCAGCAGCGAGCUCUUCACCAUCUCGGUCAAUGGCGUUCUGUAUCUGCAGGCGGGGCAGUACACCUCCGUCUUCCUGGACAAUGCCAGCAGCUCCUCCCUCACGGUGCGCGGUGGCUCCCACUUCAGUGCUGUCCUCCUUGGUGUAUGA
Messenger RNA from Eubalaena glacialis (North Atlantic right whale), 1050 nucleotides. RefSeq names its product erythroferrone (gene ERFE). NCBI's taxonomy places the organism in Eukaryota, Metazoa, Chordata, Mammalia, Artiodactyla, Balaenidae. The transcript has 8 exons. Gene Ontology annotation, biological process: positive regulation of D-glucose import across plasma membrane; negative regulation of gluconeogenesis; positive regulation of insulin receptor signaling pathway. Gene Ontology annotation, molecular function: hormone activity. The record is from RefSeq and is a predicted model, not a curated record. Bases 1 to 1050 code for a protein of 349 amino acids.